GAGGGGGGCAGUCACUUUUGGGAGCAUCACCCAUCCAACUGGAGAGUCGGUUGAUCUCCACGCAGCUGGAGGGCAGAAAUGGCCCUCUGGCUGCACAGUUUUGCACUGAGUUCCAUGCACAUGCCCAGAAACUUGCCUGCAGCUCAAUAGAGCAAGAGUUGUGCAACAGUGGAAUCAGCUGCCUGGGGUGGUGGUGAGCUCCCUCUCGUUUCAGGGGUCACAGAAUCAUAGAGUUGGAAGAGACCCCAAGGGCCAUCAAAUCCAACCCCCUGCAGUGCAGGAACACACCAUCGAAUCUCUCCUGACAGACGACCAUCCAACCUCUCCUUAAAAACCUCCAAAGAAGGAGAUUCCACCACACUCCGAGCUAUGACCAUGCAGUUCAUCAGUCACCGCUUCCCUGAAGAUCACGACCCCACCAUCGAGGAUGCUUACAAAAUCCGAAUAAGAAUUGACGACGAACCUGCCAAUCUGGACAUUUUGGAUACAGCGGGCCAGGCAGAAUUCACUGCCAUGAGAGACCAGUACAUGAGGGCAGGUGAAGGAUUUAUUAUCUGUUACUCUAUCACGGACCGCCGAAGUUUCCAUGAAGUGCGUGAGUUCAAGCAGCUGAUCUACCGCGUCCGGCGUACGGAUGAGACCCCCGUCGUCCUUGUGGGAAACAAAUCUGAUCUGGCACAGCUGAGACAGGUCUCCAACGAGGAAGGCCAGGCCUUGGCCCGUGAAUUCAGCUGCCCCUUUUUCGAAACGUCCGCCGCCUUCCGCUAUUACAUCGACGACGUGUUUCACGCGCUUGUCCGGGAAAUCAGAAGGAAGGAGAAAGAAGCCGCAAUGGCCUUGGGGAAGAAAUGCAAGCCACGAACCCCCGUGUGGAAAAGGCUGAAGUCUCCCUUUCGGAAGAAGAAGAACUCUGUGACGUGACCGUAAGGCUGCCUCCAACAACAGCGAAACGGAACUGUGGCCCAUCGGUGGAUCAGAACAGCGCUGGAGCCUUAGCUGUGUUGCCUCAAACUGUGUCAAUUGAAAUAGUUUCGUUUUUUAGAAGUAUUUGUGGAAGCUGCUCCUGUGACCUGGGGACCAAGGGGUUGUCAGGACAUAACAUGCGUUUCGGACUUUGUGGAUUGCCUUUUCCUGGGGAAGACUUGGCAAAAGAAGUUGAUCCAAAGUGGUUGUAAACCGGUUUUGCAAAAGCAGGCAGCCAUCUUGCUUUGCCUUAAGAGUCGCCAGGCAGACGGAGGCGAUACUUAUUCCUGAAAGGCCGUUGUCUGGCAACCUGAGGAUUCCUUUUGGCUCGGUUUCAGGGAUUCAGCAGCAUUUGCAAUGGUAGAAUUGCGCCUUAGGUGUGUUGGGUGGCUAACGUAAUGGGAGUUUGCUUUUCCUUUUUUUUUUUUUUUUGCCAAAUGAGAUGACAAAACGCAACAAGGGAAUCUUGACGAAGGUUUUGUCCACCACGGGGCUAGCAGAUUUUAAAUGAAGGGAGGGAGGGGGAAUGGUGAGAGAAGGAGGCUGUUGAAACGUCUCCCUUACUCUCCCCGUGUGUAUUUUUCCACUAAGAAAUUACUGGACUCGCCUUCGACACCCUUGUAGGCAGGACGGGGCGGGAUGAAGGAUUUUUGUAAGCUGUAGUAAAGUGGGAACCCGACGGAAACAGCCAUGCAGUCUCGGGUGACCGCGAUGCAGGUUUCUUUGUGUGUGUGUUUUCUGCAGUUGCUGUAAGAGUUAUGCACCCAGAUGAGUUGAGUUUUCCCAGUUCUGACGCUGUACUCCCCCACCCCACACACACACACACUUUUUUUGAGGCUGUUUUGAAGACAUCAGACUGUGAAGCAUUCGCCCUGAAUAGUUUGCCUCACCUGUCUGUCGUCAGGCACCCCCAGUUCCGUACUUCAUAAGAAACUGCAGAUGGAAGCUUAGAUGGGAUUUGCCCGUCUCCUUUUUGUGAUGUUUUUGUACGUGAAGGUCUGUGGCCAGUGAGACACGGGUUGAAGGAUGAUAGAAAGGCAUGGUGGAAGUUGUCAGAAGUGUGGGUGGGCGAGCAGUUUUGAGGCAAAGGUGACAUGCCAACACAGGGGUUGCCUGCAGAUCCCAUUUUGGGCCGCUCCCAAGGAGAGUGUCUCGGGUCAAAGGUCCCAGGCAACGUUUCCUCCUACGGCCUCUGGAACGCAGCCACCAGCUCGUGAUCCGCUUGAGUAGCAUGGCGAGAAGGCGGCGAAUACGGGGUGGUGGCGUCGCAGCUGAUAAGUCACAGGAGACUUUCUUCUGAGAGACUUGAAGAAGAAAAGGUUCGUGCGGUGUAGUAGUCGGGCUAGGGUCCUGAGGGGCGAGUUUGAACCCCCGUUCUGCUGAGUGACGCUAGGCCAGUUUUGCGCCCUCAGCCUAAGAUAUUUCACAGAGUUGCUUUGAGGAUAAAGUGGAGAACGAUGUGAGCUACUUUGGGUCCCCACUGGGGGGGAAAGCAAAUGAAGUGAAUACUACAGUUCAGGAUAAAGAGAUGCUCAACUUAAUUUUUUUCAGGCCUCAACAAACGCGGGGAGAACCAGACUGUCCCGUGAGGCUUUCUCGUGCUUCCCUGUCAGUAGCAUAAGGCAGGUUAAAAUUACCUGGAAGACUCCUAGGUGGGGACUGGCAUGGCCCCAGUGGUCAGAGCAUCCAGUUAGGACCUGGUUUUGAAUCCCCUGCUUUGCUGUGGAAGCCUUCAGGGCGACUCUAGGCCUGUACUGAUCUUUCAACCUAAUCUACCCUCACUGGGUCACUGUUAGCAUUCAGUGGAAGUGAGGUGAAUAACCUGAAAGGCCGCUUCGGGUCCUCAAGUCGGGGAAAAGCAGGAUAUAAAUAAUAACUCAAAACAGAGAUGCCGCAGGGGUUUUUUUCCUGGGUGAUUUCAGAUGAAUUUCGCCGGAGUCAGUUCCUUUGAAAACUGUGCCUUUUCCACAAGCGCUGCCUUAUUUGCACAAACCUCUGCCACACUGUAUACAUCUCAUUUUGGCUGGCACUAGGUCUAAAUCAAUUGUCAAAUCUCAUUUGGCUGGCACUAGGUCUAAAUCAGUUUUGUACACAAUACCUUAAUAGGGUAAUUUUGCAAAGAAAAGGGUUUUUUAAAUUUGAGAACCUCCUCCUUUGGACCCUCUUCUUUCAAGUCGCUUUGCGUUCUCCCUUUCAAAAAGCAAUAUAGUUGGGAAAUCUGUCACGUUAUAUUAGAAUAUAGGCAUUUCUUGGGGUCUCUUAACGUUUUUCAUUCCCCUUCGGUUGCCAGCUUGUACUCGCAGGUUUGUUUAAUGUAUAUAUAUAUAUAUAUAUAUAUCUUAGCCACAUUAAAUUUAGCCAGGCAACCAAGAGGGUAGGGAGGUAAAAAUCACAUUCCACUUAGCGUGGAAAUUUUUAAAUGCAUUUUAUUGACCACAGAAAUAUAUGAUGUAUUUAUAUAGUAAAUUAACUUAAUGAUCUGUGCUGGAUCGUUUUCACAGCUACUAACUUUUAGGAACACGUUUCUAACUUAAUAGAUGAUUUUGUUUAGUCAUCAGUCGGAUGCUGUUGCAUUGUGCUGGGUAUAUCAUGCAGCCGUGGCGGAGAACCUAUGGCACUCCAGAUGUUCUUGAACUACAAUUCCCAUCAGCCCCUGCCAGCAUGGCAGAAUAAGCUGAUUAGCCAUGCUGGCAGGGGCUGAUGGGAAUUGUGGUCCAUGAACAUCUGGAGUGCCGUAGGUUCGCCACCACUGUCAUAUAGGAUUGUUACAAUGUGAUAAACCGUUAUAGGCGACGUGGGGAGCAGAAGGAAAAAAAGAAACCAAUCCCAAUCCCAUUGCUUCCUUUGAAGGCAUUAAAACUCGACUUUUCUACUUCUGCAGAGCUCGUUGCUUUACCACCCAAAGUGGGAUUUUUGAAAAGCCUUUUGGCAGAAGGACGGCAUUUCUGUGCCUUAAGCAGGUAGAGAAUCCAGCAUUCCGUGGUGCUAAAUGUGAGCCUCUCUCUCUCUUUCACCUGCAGAAUAAGCACUUUCUUUGCACACAAUUCACGGUUGUUUCACGUAUGCAUUUGUAUGCAAAAGCCGAGAUCUGUAUUUGCCAAUAAUAAAGACUUUGUAAUAAGA
Molecule: messenger RNA, 4086 nt
Organism: Sphaerodactylus townsendi
Lineage: Eukaryota; Metazoa; Chordata; Lepidosauria; Squamata; Sphaerodactylidae
Gene: RIT1
Product: Ras like without CAAX 1
Exons: 5
Coding region: 370-921 (183 amino acids)
Biological process (GO): Ras protein signal transduction
Cellular component (GO): plasma membrane
Molecular function (GO): GTP binding; GTPase activity; calmodulin binding
Source: RefSeq, a predicted model, not a curated record